CAAACACCCCCUAAACCCUAGGUUUGCAUGGUUUUUCUUUUUUUGUCGUUUCUUAAGAUGGUUUCGGAAGAUGAUAUGCACGAUGCGAGCGAUGUUGAUAUCUGUGAAGAGGAUCAUAAUAACGGCGAUGCGUUGUACGGCGGUGGUGAUGAAGUUGGGUGUGAGUUUUUUGAUUUCGAUUCUGAUGAUUCGGACGAAGUAUUAGUUAGCCAACAAAAGGUGGUUUUGUUAGCCAACGCUUUGAUUAUAAGUUGGCUCGAAGAUGUCGCUGCUUUAUCAAUUUCAAGAGAUUCUGCAUCUAUUCAUUUGCGAUCUACUGACGGGAAUUUCAGCGGUGUUCAUGAAGGGUGGUUUUUUAAUGAAGAUGAAGUCUGUAAGGCUGUUGGUGUGUUGGAAUAUACCAAUACCAAGGCAGCAGAAGGUGAAGAGCUGCUUUGUGGGAUCUGCUUUGAAUCAUAUCCACUUGAUAAUACUAUCACUGUCGCUGCUUGUGGUCAUGAAUUUUGUAACAUAUGCUGGACAGCUUACAUUUGCAAAUCUAUUAAUGAUGCUCCUCGAUGUUUGACUUUGAGAUGUCCCACUCCAUCUUGUGUUGCUGCUGUUGGUGUGGACAUGGAUAACAUGUUGACUUCAGAUGAAGAUAAGAAUAAGUAUCAUGGUUACCUUCUUGGAUAUUGCACUGUUGGCAAUAGAAGGACAAAGUGGUGCCCUGCACCCGGGUGUGAUUAUGCUAUUGAGUUUGAACAUGGAAGUGGAGGCUAUGAUGUAACUUGCUCUUGCUUGUACAGAUUUUGUUGGAAUUGUACAGGAGAAGCUCAUCACCCUGUGGACUAUGAAACUAUGUCUAAGUGGAUAACGAAAGAGUCUAAAAAUAUGAAAUUGCUUUGCGUUGGUCAAUGGUCAGAUCAUACUGGUGGCUUAUAUACUUGCAGACGUUAUGAAUCGGCAAAGCAAGAGAUAGCAGUAGCUACACAAGAAUCGUUGAGGCAAAAAGCAGUUGUGGAUUUGCAGCAGGUGCAAACAAUUGAUCUUGCAAGACUUAGUAAGAAGGUGUGCCAACCUGAGGCAAUGUUGAAGUUCAUUGUAGAAGCUUGGUUGCAGGUAGUUGAAUGUAGGCGAGUGUUGAAAUGCACCUAUGUCUACGGGUAUUAUUUAGAAGUAGCAAAAAGACAGCUUUUUGAGUAUGUACAAGGUGAAGCAGAGGUUGGGUUAGAAAGGCUUCAUCAGUAUGCCGAAAAGGAGUUCCAUACUUUUCUAGAAGCAGCGGAUGUCUCUCGAGAUGACUUUGAUAAUUUCAGAUGGAAGUUGGUUGGUUUUACUAGAGUGACACGCACGCACUUCGAGAACUUGGUGAGCGCGCUAGAAGAUGGGCUGUUUGACGUGGACACACAUGGAACAACAAGCAAGGGAAAGGGAAAGGGGCCGAUCCAUGGAGGGUUAAGCCGGACUGAUGCUUUGACGCAGUGGUCAUUUCUAUGUAAACUCAAGGGUUUUGAUAGAAACGGAUUGAAAUCGAGAUUUUCUGGGGUUGAUGGACUACAACUCAAAUUAGACAUGCUGCUUUGGAAAGAAGACGAUAGUAAAUCUAAUUUUGAGAAAGAUGGAGAAGAGGCAUUCACGCUAAUGGCUGCUCCUGAGAAGCAAGUGAAAGAAUUGUUGUUUCUUACGAGCUUUUUCCGGUGGGAAUGUCGUAUCCAUCGAUGA
Molecule: messenger RNA, 1704 nt
Organism: Lactuca saligna
Lineage: Eukaryota; Viridiplantae; Streptophyta; Magnoliopsida; Asterales; Asteraceae
Source: the annotation of a GenBank genome assembly